This is a messenger RNA of Pocillopora meandrina, 20381 nucleotides long. The record is from the annotation of a GenBank genome assembly. NCBI's taxonomy places the organism in Eukaryota, Metazoa, Cnidaria, Anthozoa, Scleractinia, Pocilloporidae.
GUUUCUCAUUUGUAGCCAUUCCUAGCCGUUCUUUGGGAUGUCACGCAACAGUCGAGGAAUCAUCUCGCUACCGCCGGAAUAUUAGGAAAGCGUGACCUGUAGUGAUGAUUGUGUAGCUGAAAAGAGAGCCUUAGGUCACUCCUAAUCGUCGUUGCGCAACGGAUAUUUCCAGAGAAGAGAUCCCUUCAGACUCUAAAAAUGGCUGUCUUCGGAUCACGAGCAAAUAUACAGGGAACAUUAAACUGUUUGUUCAAACGAACAGGAGUUGCAGGUAAGAAAACCCUCUCUUAUUAUUCGCUGUGUCAAUUAGUGUAGAAAUAUAAUUUUAAAAAUUUUAAUUGGUCUCGACUUUACUGAGGAAAUGAUCAGACCAGUGAUUUAAAAUGGCUGGAGCGCUUGGGAAAAGGCAUAGUCGAAAUUAUGUAUUCGAAUAGGUUCCCGUGGCCUUAAAGUUCAUGCCACGAAAUCAACGUGAAUGUAACUCUUGCUCACGAGUACUGUUGAGUUAAAAAGACGUCAAUUACAAAAUUGACUCACCAUUUCACCCUGCAGUAGGCUCUCUGAGACUUUGUUGUUUCCCAACGUUCCAGGUCGUGUGGUUUUGGCGGGUGACACAUUCACAAAUUUGGAAAACCAGAACAUCUCAGAAAAACCGCAGAAUAUGGAGGCAAUUUUUUUUUGGGACGGGUGGGUUGAGGUGGGACACUCAAUAUAGACAUCUCAUUUACCCUGAUCUUCCAUUACCAAAAGGUGUAUCACGUGUUUGACGGAUCCCAUGUAUUACAGAAGCAUUUCUUUUAGUACAGUCACUUUCCUCGGUUUAAAGUUAAGUAUAUCGAGAGCUUGGGAAUUUGUCAUCAUUAGUGUUCAUCACGUGCCAUGGUUAGUUAACUCUAUUUGGUGCCCCAUUGCUAAGAGAAAGCCAUGGUGAGACACUGGAAACUUUUUUUUUUGAGUUGGAUCCCAAACCUGCCAUGGACCUUCUCACUGGAAGGUUAGAUUGCCAGGUAAUUACAAUUGGCCUGAGAAGGGUCGCCAGUGGCCUGCUGGACCUGACAAUACUUUGAGACUAUAAUUUCCCCAAAACCAUGUGGAAUGUUAACUUGCUUGGGGACCUUUAUAUUUUUCCAUCUCUCUCACUAGAUCCUGAAAUUUGUCAAACUUUUCCUCUUCUUUUGCUGCAGCACUUAUGUUGUCUGGGUCUGUGAGGCCAAUUACUUCACAAUAAUUGCUUGCUGGUGUUACCUCUAGAGCUACUACAUGUAGAUUGAGUCCACUUGCUCUGAUCUCAUGUUUAGUCUGGAUGUUACAUCCUCACAGAAAUUUCAAAUUCUCAUUCACCAUGAUGAUUUAUGCUUCAUCUACAUGUUUGUACAAUUUUCCUCCCAAAUAGAAACUGCUUUGUGCCAUCUACCAUCUACCAUCUUUGUGUUUGUGUAAUUCUCCUUUGCCUUAGAAAUUUUCUUUACAUUAGGUCUUCUCUCUCCAUUCAGCUAGAAUUUCAAAUCUCCUUUACAUACUCUUUAGUUAGUCAGAAAUUUCAAAGACACAGUACAUCUGACCUGCCCAGGCAGGUUUUGAGCAAAAUGUCAAAACUAAAAUGUACCUCACCAAAAGAUCAAGUUUCUGUCACAUUUAUCAUGUUCCAUUUAAUGACUGCACAAAAACUUUGCAGCAGUGCAUGAAAGGAUCUGUGCUUAAAACUUUAAUUACAGUUCACUGUCUAUCCACUAUUUAAGCAACAAGUUGAUUGUUUUGUUUUAGAGUGUUUAGGUGCUCAGAAAUUGGUUGCCAGGUUCUCUUCACCUUCUCAAGAGUAUGACAAGCCAGCAAUUAAGACUGCAAUUCCAGGACCACGCUCACAAGUAAACUUAUUUAGUUAGUUUGGGAUUGUAUUUAGUAUAACAGACUAUGUGAAUAGUUUUUAUUCCAAUAAUCCAACUGAAGGAACAUUAUGAUUAAUUUAUAGUAAAAGUUUAAAUAAAGUUCAUUGGAAUUCUAGCCAGUGAUACAUUGACUAGUGUGGUUGUUGCAACCCUCAAUGAAUCCAAGUUGGAGUCUUUCUUUAUUAGGCUGUAACAUUCAUAUAUUUGAUUAUCCUCAGCCAUUUUUUUGUGGAUGGUUUGUUAAUAAUUAGCUAUUACCUUAACAAUGUUUGUAAAAUAAUUUGAUUCUGCUGGUUCUAUGGCAGGAGUUGAUGGCAGAGCUGUCUCACGUACAGGUUUGCUUUGUUAUAUGAUUUGUAUGGUGAUAUUUUUGUAGCUGCAGUUGUGGGAACUUAGCUCAUGCUUGCUGGCCACAAUGCUAUGCAUUGGCAGGCUUUGAGGAUCUGAGUUUGAGUAAAAUUUUAACAUUGCUGUUGGAUUUAUAGAAUGUUGAGCUCACUGUAUGGACAGUCCUUACUGCUGACUGUUUGAUUUGCAUUAACAGUAUAAUGUGUUCAGUCAUAUUACUCUGUGUACAUGUAACUGAUCUUUCAAACUGUAGAAUAAGUAUGAAUUACCAGCAGGGUUAAUGUAAAAAUGAAUUAUAAUGGAGUCAGGACCCAAUGACAAGGGUUUCAAUAGCUUUUUACUGCAAUAGGCCUCAUUCCCACUUGGAAAAUUGUUAAAUUAAUUUUUUUUAGACAGUUCUUUUUUCUUUUCCUUUUUUCAGCUGACAAAGGGAAUGUCAUAUUUUGUUGAUUUUGAGAAGAGUUUAGGAAACUUCAUUGUUGAUGCUGAUGGCAAUGUUUUGUUAGAUGUUUUUCAACAAAUUGCUUCUGUUCCAUUAGGUUUGUUGAGUUAAGGAGUGCAUUGUUUUCUAAGUUGGCAUAUAAGUUCUUGAAUAAUUUUACCCCUUAUGGUAACUGAAUAAUGGAAAAGGUAUUGCUAAAAGCAGGCCCCUCAUGGCCUGCAGCUCAGUGACCCAAGGCUUCACAGCCUACAUUUUUUUAAUAUUGUUGACUGUUUCCUGCAUUGUGAGGUGGGCAAUUGUGAGUUUCUAUGCCUGUGAAAUCACAUCAAUCCUACUCAAUCUUUGAAAUACUUUAAAAUGUGUAAUUUUGGUUUAAGGAGGUUCCAUAGGGUUUCUGAACUGCAAGAUCUGGAUGUGAACAAACAUUGCGGCUUGAUACAUUAGCACAAGUGUUGUAUAAAAAGGUGUAUUGAACAGUAUAAAACAAUGCAGUUUGUAUGGAAUGGACUCUAGGGUUUCUGGCAACUAUACCCAUAACAUCCAUUGGCCUUGUACUGCUUAAUAAGAGGACAGCAGAAGAGAAUACAAUGUGGAAAGAUGGCAAAAUGGUGACAGAUUUAAGUUUAAGCAUGCUCAGCUAUCAAUCUUGAUGGAUUACUAUUUUAUAAUGUAAUGUUGGGGAAGUAAGAAAAGGGAGAUCUUUCAAGUGAGAUUUUUCACAUUAAAUGCCAUUUUUUUUUCGAAAAUUGGCUCAAGCCCAACCACAUCUACAGUUCUUAUCAAAUUGCAUAUCUUUGUCAAAAUCUGUCGACGCUAAUCAAAUGUAUUUAGAAAAUUACAAAUAAGAGAUUAUUGGCCAAACCAUCUAAAUGACCUUGAGUUUUACCAUUUCAAAAGGUCACUAAAAUCAUUUCCAUAAUGUGGCAAAGAAUAAAGACAUUUUACCAAGGGAAAGUUAAGAUAUUUAAAACUAUGGUAGGCUAAAAAUUGCAAUAUAUCUGCUAGUAAUUAGAGAUGAUAUUGCCAUGGUGACAUCAUUGAUCUAAAAAAAAUUGACAUCCAAAAUUGAAGCUUUAUUAUAUCAUUAGCUGAACUGGUAAAUAUCUUGAGGGAAAACUUUGAGACAAAUCAACUAGGUUUCCUUUCAUAACUCAUUCUCUGAAGGAAGGUCUAUUCAAAAAUACUCUAGGAAGCCACCUUAAACUUAUGUAUAAUAACAUCAGGUUCUCAUAGAAUUGAGGAAUCUAGGGAAAAUAAUGAACACUUACAUUUUGGGAACCAGUAUAUAGGUUGGCAUAAAGGCAUUCAUCAACUAGUGAUGAAAGCUCUCAGAUGUCUAGUUUGGUAGUUUUGUCUUCUUAGCGGUGGUGUUGUGAUAAAGACAUUGACAAAAAAGAGGAGUGAGGUGAUUCUCCAUAUGCCCUACUUUUGGUGCUCUCACCUUGGUAUUGUCUUUGUAAUGCCCAAUCUUACUUGAGCAAAUGGAACAUGAAGUCCUAAAUACUUCCCUUGAUUGAGAGGUGAUGUUUGCAGUGUCAUCAAUAUUGGGUUCCUUUGUCAGAGAUGAAAGCUGUUCCAUAAUUGCCCUAUAUUUUUCAUUCUUAAGUUUGACCAACAUAUGUAUACUGAGGCAUAAAAAGCUCUAAUUAAAAGUAAUCCUAAGCUUAGGAUGGAUAAGAUUUGACAAGAACUGAAACUCAGCAUCAUUUCUCUUGCGUCUUAGACAGUAGUGAUAUUUAUUAUCACAUGCCAGCAAGAAAAUGGGCCUUGAGUAAAUAGGCUGUAGGCUUUGGGCUUGGAAGUGGGCCUCAGGUAGGCAACAGGUCACUGACUCUAGGUGUCUGAGCAGCUGAGCCACAGGCCUACCUCUAGCAAAACCCCCAUAUCCAGUAUCUGGUAUCCAGUCAAGUCGCCGAUGGUUCAACUUGCCAACGCCAACUCACCAACAUAUAAAAUUGAGUAGAAACGUCGGCGAGUUGGUCUUCAAUCCAGUAUUGAACCUAUCAGAAGUUAAACAUAUAGAAAAGAAAAAGAGUGAGGUAAAUAUCGCCAAUGACUAAGAAAGCUUCAGACGCCAACGAGUUAUAACUCGUUCGCAUCUAAAACUUUUUUGGUCAUUGGCGAUGUUCACCUUGCUUUGUUUGCCUUGAGAUCCCUAUAAACUUUAUUGGAAAUAAAAAUAAUUGUUUUUUUUUUAACUGAAUAUCUUGUCCAGAAAGCCUAAAGACCUUUUACUUUUCUAUGUGUUAAACUUCUAAUAAGUUGUACUGGAUUGAAGACCAACUUGCCGACGUCUCUACUUGAUUUUAUACAUCGGCAAGUUGAACUGUCGGCGACUUGACCGUAAUUCCAUCUGGAGUGUCUGUUUGGGCUAGUCAGGAAAAACAUAAAUGACUUGCUUGAUGUGCUUGCUCAAUCUUUGUGCCUUACUUUUAAUCUUAAUCAUCUUCCUUUAAUAUAGGUUAUAAUCACCCUGCUUUGGUUAAAGCUUUACAAGAUCCAAAGAAUGUGGUAAGAUGAAUGACUAAUUGAAAUUUAUUCAAAAUAAACUCUUAAGUGACAAUUGUGAUAAAUAAUGUUUUAUCAUAGGUGGUGGUGCAAUGCAAUAAUCUACAGUCAGCAAGACUUGAUUGUCAGCAUUAAUUUAUUAUCUACGACCUUACCUGAUGAUGUUGUUUAUGAUGUCUCAGUCAAGUAAACUGACACAUCUACUACAUUACUGAUCAAUUUAUUCUUAGUUCUUGAAUAAUUAGAUCUGUGAUUUUGCAGAAAAUUUGUGUCAAGUUUAUUAGAUAUAUGCUAUAAUGUGUUUUCUAACAGCAGUGAUGUAAUUUGUGAAGAUGAGAUUUUGUUAUCACUAUUGGCAUGUAUAUAAUGCCAAUAAUAUAAUGGGUGGGGAUAACUAAUGAUUAUGUCUUGAGACACAUGAUCCAGUUGAGAAUGAGAUACACAACAAGAUGAGGUCAUGAAGGAAAGUGAUCUUCGCAGUGAUGUGCACUACUUAGGCAGUAGUGCAAUAAUCAGGCCUGUACGGGAUUUGAACCCAUGACCUCUGCGAUACCGGUGCAGCGCUCUACCAACUGAGCUAACAAGCCAACUGGGAGCUGGUCAUGAUGGUGGUUCUAAAUAAACCCGUGAAGUGAUGAAUAGACGGUUAAGAAUAUAUGAAGGUCAUAUGUAACACAAUUCCUUCAUCCCUGUUAACUAAAUUAAAUAUUGAUUUGCCCCUUUUUGUCAGGAUAGUGUUCCCAUAUAAACAAUACAAACAAAACCAAAGAUAUGCCACAUAUAUAUCAAAGCACUGUGUAAUAGGAUAACAAGCACAAAGGUCAGAGGUGCUCACUGGGUCAGAAGGAAUGGAAGGGUGUCAUAAUAGUCCUGAGGAACAGGGCUGUAGGGGAUUAUAGUCAUCUGUUGGCUGAAAAUUAGGCAGAAGUUACCUUUGCUGUGUCUUGCAAAAUGGGAAGACUGUUUUUUUUUUCUGAGAAAGAUGAGCUCAAUGCCAUCAGCUAAUAAUCACAAAACUGAACAUGUUGGAGAGUGUAUGAUGCAGAGGAGGGGUUUUGAUGACCUUCACAUGUGUUCUCCUAUCCUGCUCCAGUUUCUUAGUAAAUAGAACAUCAAACAAUGAAAUAGAUCACAUUUGGAAUGGCAGGUGGCUAGUUUUUGCUUUUAAAUACAUUCAUUGUAGGCUGUGUAGUCACUAGAGUUUACAAUUCAGAUAAAGUUAUAGCUUAGUAAAUAAUCCACCACCAUAGCCACCUCCACUUUAGUGAGUAGUUAUUACUUUUAAUAUCAGUAUAGAUAUUUGAACAGAUGUAGAUUGUUCCAUAAUGCCACAGAGGGACAGGAGGUAUCCACACAGUUAGGGUGGCUAAAUCUAUGUGGUUAGUGCAAUAGGUUGGUGUCAAGGUGGUAGAUGGCAAUUAGGGACCUGAUUGCUUUUGAAUGGACUACAGAGGCAGACAUCAAAACAAAAUUGUAUCAAAUUAAUUUCAACAGUCCUUAGUACACACUGUAGGUGAUCUGUAGGUGUCGGUCCUCGUUCUGGUGUAGAUAGAGGUGCCAUUCUCAGUGGUUAUGCCAUUAAGUGUUGUUUUUGGCUUUACGUUUGUCUGUUAUACAAGAACCUACUGUUAAACUCAUCUUUUCUUUAUAACAGUCUUCCUUUGUCAACCGAGCAGCCUUGGGUCUCUAUCCACCUGUCUCCUUUCUUCAAGAUUUAAAAGAUGCACUGCUAAGUGUAAGUUUGAGAAAGAAACAGCUAGUUUUGAGUGACUAUUCAACCUCGUCGCCUGACAAAUACUGAUGUUAUGACAAUUCAAUUAUUGAAGUUGUCAGAUUUAAAACAAGAUUUCUGUUGAACAAUGCGUCUAGGAUAUAUGGACACUUAAAAGUAAUUUUUACCAGUCAAAAGAAUGGAAUCGAAGUAUUGUUUACUUGAAAGCUCAUUCCAUCUAUCUUUCUCCAAAUCCAGUGUCCUUUAGCAUAUGUACUUUUAAUUUCGAGCUCCUCAAAGUCUGUCUCAAUCAGAAUGGAACGAAAAACCAAAACUCGCGGGCUAACUGUACUACGACGUGCUGUGCCAGUGUUUUUUUUCUUUUUUUUUCACUAAGCAUUUCUUUGCUGAUGUCAUAAGCGAGCACAAUUGGAAUAUGAAGCAAGCUCGUGCAAAUUAGUUUGAAUACACGAAUUUACCAACUAUGUUAAACGUCCUAUUUUCACGCGUCGCCGUUUGAUUCAUUUGAUUACACAUUAUCAUAACCACACGGCUUGGAACCAAUUUCAAGAUAUUCUGCCGCUCAUAAAAUAAACGUAUUAUUCACUUCCGAAUAAGCUAAUCAGCGAAAAGUACUAUUUAUUUGACUGUGUAGCAUAUACUUAUCCACAACAUUCACUGAGCCUGAGGCGAAUAAUUGCUAAAUAUUGACCUACGUCUUAGACUCGCCGUCGACCGCACAUAUUUAGAAGAAAAGCAGAAUUAAAAUGAUUUUUAAACAAAUUUCACUGAUUUCUUUAACUUUUAUGACAUGAUUAUUUGGAUUUGAUCCAUUCGUAAUUUAUUUUACAGGUAGCCCCACCUGGACUUCCUGAGGUAACUACAAUGGCUUGUGGAACGUGCUCAGUAGAGAAUGCCUUUAAAUUGGCUUUUAUGCAUUAUAAGGUUAGUAACAAUCCUCUAUCAACCCUUUCAAUCUUUUUAAUUUCAAUUGUAACUUUGAAUUUCCACUGUCACCUUGUUCAUCUAUUCUAAGAUCAAAUUGUUCGUAUAUCUAUCUUUAAAAGGUAAGCGUAAAAAUCAGUGUGCUGUUCACCGUGGUUCGAGCCUGACUCCAGAGAGAACCUAACCUGUCGCAACUGUCUUCGAAUGUGCUAAGAAUUCGACAAUGAUACCUUUUUUCAAUCUUACUAGAAACCUGGUUGCUUAUCUGGGAUGUAAUAGAGUCUCACUACACUUUUUUGCUUCUCUUAGCGGUCACUUUGAACUGUUGGGAAUUACCCAGAGACGAUACUGACUCAAGUAAUUCGUUUUUGUUAUAACUCAAGCAGCGGUUAUUUUUUAACUUCGCGGUGUGCUUCCCUUUACAAAAGUGUCCCUCAGUUUACAUUCCGAACUGUCUGUAGUUUAGUUUUAAGUACAUUUAAGACAGUUUUCAGAAGAUUAUGUAACGUUUUGGAAUCACAAUCAGAGAUGAAAAUGACAUGGUUUCUUGAGCUUAGAUUAUCAGUUUUGAGUCAUUUGUCAUUAUAAUCUGAUUCAGCACUCCAGUCUGCUUUCUUUCACAUCUGCGAAUUCAUAAUUUGAGGUUACCUUGAAUCAAACUCGGCAAGUUAUCAGCCUCUUAUUUGUACAGUGAGUGCGUGUGUCUGUGUGUUUUUUAUCAUCUUUUUGUAGAAGAUACAUUCGAGGAAACGUUCAUGAUCCCAAGAUUUUUAUUCGCUCAUUUUAGGCUAAACAGCGUGGUAAUCCUGAACCCUCCUUGGAGGACCUAACAAGCUGCAUGAGAUCUCAGGUAGUGUAACUCUUUGAGUUAUUUUAAUUAUUUAAAACUUUGAAGAUUAAAACACCGGCAGUCCAGCAUUAUUCUACAUAUAAAGCUAGUUUCAAAUGCGUUACUAACGAUAUCGUUUUCAAAUUUGAAAAACUUGGAUUAACUUGAUGAUGCCGAGCCCGAGGAACAAAUUCUUCGCUGGCAACGCUACAACAACACUUAUUUUUCUGACUUCGUAGUUCGAUUUUUUAGGCCCGUGAUCAUGGGAUAUUUUCAUGUUUCUGCCACAACGCCAGGAUCUUGUGACUAUGUAUAGAGUAACUCUAGGCAGUGAAAUGUGUUUUAAGUUCAAUUAACAUUUUGUUUUAAAAAUUUCAGCAUUGCAAUGUUAUUAAAACCAUACUUACUCAUCAUCACUGUCUUUCAAAGGUCUCAGUCCCUUGGUCUCUUUUCUGUCUCGACAAUAUAGUGGCAAUGCAUCUGUUAUUGCUGUUUUUAUGUUGAUCAAAACAUCGCCUUCCUGAAAUACACUUCCAUUGAAUAGAUCGGUCCAUAAAUUUAUGCUACUUGAUAAUGAAUGGACAAAAAUUUCAUGGCCCUCGCGAUCUUCGGUUCUGAGCGAAAGGAUUGACUCACUCGCUUGUUCAGAACUGCUACGGGAAUUUCUUCCAUCUUUUAUCAGUUCAUUCUUGGUUUGACAAAGUUUUACUUUACAAAGAAAAUUAUUUAAAUCAAAGAGCAAAAGUUCAUCGCUUAAGUCUGAUCAACGGAGUUAGAAAAGUCAUGAAUUGGUUUCCUUUAUGGCAAUUGUGAUUUUGCAAAAAUUACGACUUGCCCACAAACAAUAUCACUCUGGUUACUUAACUCUGACGAUGCUUUUACUGCCGCACAUAAAGACGAAAUAAACGCUUUCUAUGACCACCUCAACAAAUAGAAUGCCGACACACAGUUGACCAACGAAGUUGCAGAGGAAAGAAGUCUCUGUCUUUUGGACUGCUCGAUAAGCUGUGACGAAAGCUCACCACGAAAAAUAGUUUCUAGGAAACGGUCGCAUAUUGACAGAUCACUAAACGAAUUGUCUACAACUUGACAUUACUCAAAGCCAAGACUAGUUUGCAACAAAAAAAAAAAAGUAACGAUGACCUCAUCAGACCAAACAGUAAACUACUAAAACAACUGAAAUGAGUGUGAACUCCGUCGAACGCUUAUCUCGUAAGACUACUGUACUGAAAGGGUAUCUCUGAAACCAUCUCGAGCUGAAAUAGCUCCACAACGCUAUCCACAGGCCGAUUACUGCGCGACGACAUUUACUAGUGGAGACCAAAUAUAAAAACGAAAGUGGCAUGCAAAGAAAAAUAGUUGUGGACCAGCGACUUGGGUCAAAUCGCUGAUAGACAGUGUCGAAGGGUGUUUAAGUACCUGCGGGUUUGGCACAAUAGACAAAUUUAUUCUGUCUCGAGGGUUGAGCUAUAAGGAUUUCCUGCUAGAUCUUCAGUUGCAAAGGUGUCCCAUGAAAAUAUCAUCAGCUGUAGACGUUUCUUUGGUUUAAUCAACUGACUUGAUAAUAUAAAUUGGCCACCUUAAAGGGUUUCUAAGCUGACGUUUCGAGCGUUAGUCCUUCGUCUGAGCGAAAAACGAAGGGCGAACGCUCGAAACAUCAGGUCAGAAACUCUUGUAGUUGGAACAAGUGAUUUUUGAUGCCUAGAACAUUUGUUCGUUUUUACAUAGUUUAACAAAAGGGAAUUUCCUGUACUCUGUUAGGCUCCUGGCACACCACCGUUAACAAUUCUUGGUUUUGAGAGAGGAUUCCAUGGUCGAACUCUGGGUAAGUUAAAUUGUUUUAAAUACUAGGACACAUUCAAGACUGUUGUGGAAUACGCAUUGAUCUGCAAAAACACCAAAAAGACGUUCUUUACCAGACAUUUAAAUGAGAACAUUUUACUUAUUAUUGUAGCAAUGCAAUCAAAUUCUACAGACAUGUUACUUUUCAAAUGUUAAGAAAGACGUCUCUAAACGUCUGCUUCGUUUAUUGCAAGUUUCUUUUCUAUGUUGAUGUAGACUUUUAACUUUUUGACCUCAACCUUGUUGCGGAAGGUCAUUAUACCAAAUUGCGAGUAUCAACUGAGUACUUCGUGUCAUUGGAAUGAUGGCCGGCCAGGAGCGUUUGAAUGGUGAACAGAUUGGUGCUUUGGACAUCGCGGUUUUAAUUUUAGGAUAAAUUAAUCUGAUUGAUUAAUAACAGUGGAAAUUAUGUCCAGCGUUCUCUCAGUAGCAACUCGUUGGUUCCCUCUAGAGGGCUUCCCUCGCGCGAGACAGCCGAUUGGUGACACCGUUAUAUAGCUGGGAUAGUUAAGACUGCACCUCAAAUGAGUUCUGUAUUUGGAAAAUUAGGAUAUUGAAUUUAGCAAUUUAAGGUGUUCAUCUUUGGUGACCCGAAAGGUAACAUUCCUCACCCUUUCCCCCCCAUCUCUCCUUCAUAGGCUAGACAGAACCAACGAACCGAUGAGAACAAUAGUCUAACUCUGGGGUAGAAAAACAGACAUUAAUCAGUGCGCACAGUGAAAGUGUCACAAUGCAAUGAAUUUGUUCUUUGUUGCUCAGGUGCUCUUUCUACCACUCGAUCAAAAGCAAUGGCAAGAGUAGACAUUCCUAUAUUUGAUUGGCCGAAGGCGCCAUUUCCUGUCCUGAAAUAUCCACUUGCAAACUAUGAAAGAGAAAACAAAACAGAAGAGGAAAAAUGUUUGGAAAUGGUAAUGUAAUUUGGCAUAGUUUGAAGUCUGAUGAUGGUGCUAUUGCAAUUCUUACAACGUCUUGUGGUUCUGUUUUUGUGGUUUCUCCCUCCUAUAAGAGACUCGUAAAUCUUCGAGAUGAGUGAGUGAGUGAGUGAGUGAGUGAGUGAGCGAUGGUAACUUUAGAAUUCCGAUCUUGACCCUAUGUUGACCCGAUGUUUCCCAGUGCUACUUACUGUUUGUUUCGGACCAUCUUAGUAGUUCGAUAUGCGCACUCGAGACACAUUUGAGUUCUCACCUUUGUGAUUUGUGGGUUAUGUCCAAUAACAUAUUAUGUUAUCAUCCUUGUUGUGGCUACUGCCUCAGUCUAUAAUGGGAGACAGUAUCCAUUAGGUUACGGGGAUGAGAGAGCGAGUAGGUGACGGUAUAUAACAAUAGACCUCCGAUCUCGACCCAAUUGGAGUAUCUUAUUUGCAGUAUCUUAUUAGUUUGACAUUCUUACUCGAUACACAUUUGAGUUCUCCCUUUUUGUGAUAUCAGGCUUAUUGCUGACACUAUAGAAGACAGCAGAAGACGAUAAACACCUCACGAUCAUUUAAGGAUUGCCUAUGAUAAAAAACAGUACUUUUCCUUGCUGAAAUGUCUUAACUGAUGUGAUAGGCGCAUCGUGAAACUUAAAGGAAUAUCAGUAGCUGCAUGCAGUCUUAAACUGCUUAUUUAUUAUUCUUGUUUCUCUACAAUAGGCUCGUCAAGCUAUCAUUGAUAGUAAUAAUGCAGGCAAACCAGUUGCAGGAAUAAUCGUCGAACCCAUUCAAGCUGAAGGCGGUAAGAGCGUAAACAACAGGGAAUCAAAUUUGCUCCUAUUUAAAAUUUUUGGUAAAAAGAAUCAAAAAAAGUUGACACUGGCUAAACGAAACGUCUAGAACAAUAUAUUUUUCGGCCAGUGUCACCUUUUUUUAACUCGUGAAUUGCGCGCAUGCGCAACAGCGAGUUGUAGAUACCAUGUGGGGAAUGACACUCGCUCGCUCGAUUGUUCGAUUCCUGUAAACUUUUUUUUCGAUUUUAGGCUUUUGAGUGCAUUUGAUAGUGGCGAGCAAUAAACAAACGAAAUGGCGACCUUUGUUGCUAAGAAUAGUGGUGGGGUGACAAAGAAGCCAAUGAUAAUCUUAAAAGAGUUUUUUUUUCGUUUUAGUUUCAACAAGCGGCGCCAGCGACUGGCAGGCAUGCAAGGAUUCACACUGAAAUAACGGAACAACCUUCGUUUUUUCAUAAAAUUGUAAUUUACAAUCCUUAAACUUGAGAACAAUCCCAAGAUUCAUUGAAAAUUUCACUUACUGCGAAGCGCUCGGAGUUUACAGAUGUUCAAAAGCUUUUUCUGUUACGGCGUGAGAUCGAGGACAAAAUCGAUCAUUACGUUUCGUAUCGUGUGUUUUUUCCGUGUGAAGCAACAGAACAUGCCGGCGACUAACGAAAUUGCAAGUUAACACGAAAAUCAAAUAACACCUAAACAAACAAUUUUAGCUACCGAUUUUCAGUGAAUUUUUAAAGAACAAUUUUCUUUUACGUUUCAAGACAAUUUGAAGAUUCAAAAUACAUAUUACGUACUAAAACGCGAAAGUUACACACCACAAAAUUGAUAAAUAGGCCUGAAAUGAAAUUCUAUCUUGUUAUUGAUUAUACGUUACCCAGCACGUGACUAAAAUCUACCCAGGCGGAGAUCCAAAAUGACGGUGGCAGUCUUGGCUUAGUUAUAUCACUCAAAACUCGUUCCCGUUUGUCUCAUUUGAUAAAGAGGGAAUCGUUAAUGUUUUCAUUAAGACAGUAUUGCCUUGAUUUUCUAAUAUUUACAAUGAUAGACAGUAAAUUUCACUUUUCACCCACAUUUACUUCCAACCUUUUCUUUUGAACCAGAAACAGAAAUGAUAUACGUUUAAAACACAUGACAUCAUCCACCCUUGUCAACUGCAAUAGCAUGAUCAUUUCAAUUGUAAUGCCUUCUUAUCCCAAGGUUACUUUGUUUCUUUGCUACAUUAGCGAACACUGAACUACUGCUCGUACUCUAGAUAUGACAAUCAACCAUAAUAUUCUCUAAACCAGAUAACAUUAAACAUAAUCCAAAGAAUCGUGUGUCAAUUCACGAGUUUGCUCACAGAGCACUUUGAUUUAAUUCUUUUUACCAAAAUUUUUAAUAUGUCUGGCUACACACCGAAUAUUUUUUGCUCCUAUUUAUAUUAUUAUAUUUCUUGAAAUAUUCGAUUUUCUUUCAGGAGAUAACCAUGCAAGUGCUGACUUCUUUAAAUCUCUUCAGAGGAUCGCUAAAGAGGUGAGAAUCCAGCGAUCCUGGGUACUAGAGAAUCCCAUCUAUCCAUGAAAUUGGGUCGUCAUGAGUGGCUGUACAUCUAUACUUACAUAUGCACGCAAAUUUAAAAAAAACAAACAAACAAAAGUGACUAAGUAUGCUGGUUGUUUCCACACGUUAACGUUCAGUUAAAUCUAUUGAGUAUAACGUUCUUUUAUUUUUUUGAUUUGUUUUUAUGUCGUUAACAGCACACCAGUUCACGCGAAAGCAAACUAACAUAGAAAGAUCGUUAUUACUAUUCUUGUUAUUAUUAUGAUCUUACCUCUUUUCUGGCAGUUUGAUGCUCUGUUUAUCGUUGAUGAAGUACAGACAGGAUGUGGAAGUACCGGUAAAUUCUGGUAAGUAUGAAUAUUAACCUCUAUUAACCGAGCUCGAACGCGUCUUUGAAAAUUAUUAGUUUGAGAUCGCCACGCUGGGUACCAUUAUGACCAAGGGCUAAAUUCCCUGUUGUUAUAUUUGGCUCUCGGUUUGUCGUAAGGACCUUGCUGCGCUUGGUGCGUACGACAUGACCUCGAGUGAAACAUUUUCCUUCCCACACAGUCAGCAAUCACAUAAUGUAGCGGAGGUAGCUAAGUUAGUGAGUAGUUCCACCCAGACGUAAUAAUGACGCAUUCCUAGUGUUUCCUUCUUCCUCAAAAUAUAUGCGCAAAUGACGGGUUCUGAUUGUUAUACUCUGCAAUUUUUUUUUAUCAUGGAAACGAAACUCGUCCAAAAGUUUUUGUCGCGAUGAGAAUUGCAACGUGUGAACUGCAGAGUGCUAGUUUUCUUCAGACGAUGAGGGCUAGUGGUUGCCCUAUGUUGCAUUAUGCUUUGCUGUGAUUGGUUGGUUUUCAAAAGCUGUUAUUGGCGCAUUUCGAUGAUGAAUUCCCUCAUCGGUCCACUGCCGUGCCGUUGAGUCGCGGCUUUCUUUCUUGAUCAAGGGGAUCCAUGUUUUUGGAGUUGCCAUAUCAGCCUCGUUAACCCUGCAUGUGAAAAACUGUGGUGACCUCGAUCAUUAAAUGUUAAAUCACUGCAGAGCGUGCAGCUUCCCGUGUUGUAUACGUGUUGUUGUCUACGUUUUAGCGAGUCAGAUGUCUCAGUUAUGCCCCUUGAUUCUUAUCUGUAUAGGUCUUUUAGUUCGUAAAUUUUGUUGCCUUUACACGAAAUUCUCUUAAUCAUUUUGUUUACAGGGUUACAUAAUACAUUUUCCUUACUGAAAUUUUAGUAACUGCUCAAUAUUUUUUCUCAGUUUGACUCGAAGUCUUCUUUAAGAAAGAAUUAAGGAAAAUGACAUCUGACACGCAGGAGCCGCCUUUUUUACAAUUUUUGCACAUGCUAAGAACAUAAUUAAAGCCAAAAAAUUUAUAUAUGAUAUCUUUUUAUUGACCCGGCAGGGCACACGAACACUGGGGUCUUAUUGAACCUCCUGACAUAGUGACCUUCUCAAAAAAGAUGCUAAUCGGUGGGUUCUACCAUAGGCCAGAAAUACGAGUUCAGCAGGUUAGUUUCUUUCCAAUAAAGAAACGUGUUGCAGUUUUAUUUUGCAAAUAUUUUUAUCACAAAUAUUGAAUAUGAUUAGUAUGAGCCGCAAUGUUGUAUUCUGUGCGAAAUUUGUUCUCUCAUUUAGAAUGAUUUACUCCAGCUGUAACCAUACGUACAUUUUUGCUCAUUUGUCUCAGUCGCAGUCUGUGCACUGAUGUUGGUGAAGUAAGUUGUACCCAAUGCCAAAGCAGGAUUGGUGGUUACCCUUCCGUAAAUCAGAGCUCGCAGGUCAUAUCAUUCCGUUGUAAACAUAUCAGUCCGAUUAUAUCAGUCGCUUCCUACCUGUAUCCCGCUUUUGUGGUGGACGUUGUGCUGAUGAAAUUUAAAGGAAACUCUCGGUUCGUUUUUUAGAAAUAUCGGUCCGCUUAUACUGUAAGAGUGCUCUGUUAGGACUGGGACUGGGAACGAGACGACCGCUACUCACAACAUGCAAAGCGCCAUGUCCGGUAUCCACCAAGACUAUUAGACAUUAAAACAGCAGGAAGCAAUAUAAGCAACACUCCCAUGUGCUGUGUCUGUGGUGGUAGUUACCGCUCAGUGUGGAAAGUGGUCAGAUACUAGUCGGCGCUUGCGCUGAGCUCACCAAAAAAUUAGCAACUUCAAAAACUACUUCAUUUGUUUUUUGGUAAUUGUUUCAUAAUCCGACAGUUUCUAUUAUUUGUUUCGUAGCCACUACGUAUCUUUAACACAUGGAUGGGGGAUCAAAGCAAACUUGUUCUUUUAAAAGAAGUUGUUAAAGUGGUGCGAGAGGAAAGCUUACUUCAAAGAGUACAAGAAAGUGGCAGGGUUUUGUUGAAUGGCUUGGAACACAUGCAGGUGAUCACAUCUUUAAUGUGCUGUGGUGUGUUGUGAUGUAGUCAUUGUGUGUUAGGUGAUGUGCUGUGGUUCGUACAUUGUCAGUACUAUAUAGACUAGUGUUCGUUUUGGACAAAGUAAGAGAGGAGUAAAUAUGCUAUUGUUUUGAAUCUUACACAAAAAAGUAUUCAAGGUUUAGUUCAUUGUUCAAUUGCACUUCGUCCCUUGGUUUUAAAUUUUUAACCCUUUAACUCCGAAAUUCUAAGUAGUAAUUCUCCCUACUGAAUUUCGUUAAUUUUCUUGCACCGACACCGGUGAAUAGUUUUUUAGUAUACACUAAAACAGUGAGAUAAUUCUGUGAAAAAAGACGAUUUUAACUCAUUGAUUCCUGCAACUGUUAAAAAUAUUAUCGGGCGCAAGUCCCACAAGCGUUGCUCGGAGGUGAAUAUGAGCGCAGGUUAUAAAACAAGCUGUUAUAAAUCAUUUACUUUGAGGAAAUAGUUUUUCCAAAUUUUUGUGAUACACAAGGAUAAGAUUGUGAGGUCGAUUUUUAUCACGUGAUAGUAAAUAAGGGCAGAGCCCACUUCCGCCUAUUUCCUUUUAUUAUCUGUCGCCCAAUGGAUAGCGAGUAGCGUAGCCAAUCAGAUUUUUGCUCCUGUGAUAGAACAGCCAGUGGAUUCAUGCUAACUUACUAAUAGAGUCCAUAUUGCUGUGCGUAUGUUCAAAAAUUCAGUAGAACUCCGCUAACUCGAACUCUCACCGGGGAAACGAAAAAUGGUUCGAGUUAGUGCGGUAUUCGAGUUUUCGACUGAGAUUGCCGGUUGAAUUUCAAUUAUCCCUUUGAUAAUUAAGAAGGAGUCAUGUUCAAGUUCUACCAUUCCUGCGCAAUUUUUUAGUCCUUUUCGUACAUUUAGUUUGUUUAUAACAGCUUUUUGAUAAGGACGUUUAGUUUGGGAAGGUUAGCCAAAUGUGUUACGUUUCCCACACAUGUUCUCACGUUCGUGUGAUUUAAGAUUGAGACGUGUCAAUUAGCUAUCUUUGACGUUUAUCGACCGCCGAAUUCUCAGGGUAAAGUUAACCGAGUUCGUGUCAGCUGAUCGUAAAUUACUGAGGAAUUGGGAUCAAAUCCAAGGAAACCGGAUCUUGUUCGAGUUUGCGGGGUUCUACCUUAGAUCACAGAUGACGUCAAAAGGUGGUAGAACAAAAAGGUGACAUUGCUGUUCUUACCUGAUUUUGACGUCUUAUGUGAAUGUACAGACCUAAGGCAACAUGGAAUCUACUUGUUUUAUUUGAUAAAAAGGCGAAAUGUUGUUCAGUAGAUCAUGAGUAAAAAACCAAUGAAAAUGCAUGUAUAAUCCAGCUUAUCAUAUAACAGUCAAUACUAUAAAUCUACUAGCAUUCUAUCACAAAUGCUGUAAUCUCAUUGGUUUCGCUACUCGCCAUCUAUUCCGUGAUUGAUAGCGAUUAAAGUGAGGAGUGAGAGGAGAUGUGCGGUAGCAAACUUUUUUUCAUCACUUAGGGGAGAACUCUAGUCUGAUGUUUUUCUAAGAUUUUCUUAACAUGUUUAUUUAAUAUCCUUUUGUAACUACUUACAGGUGAAUUUUAAUGAGUAGUAAUGAGGUUGUUCACACAAUGUUUUUUUAUACUCUAGGAAAAAUAUCCGGGAUUGUUUUCUCGUGCCCGUGGUGUAGGAACAUUCUGUGCAAUCGAUUGCGCCGAUGCAGAUACUAGAGCAGAAUUUCUUUCAAAGAUGAAAGCCAAUGGUUUGUAUCCAAGUCACGGAAGGGGGCGGCUUGAAAAGGGUUCUAUGGGUGCGUUUGACUUUCCCGCCCUCCCUCACUCCCUCUUUCUCGAAGAAAGCUACCUGGCAACCCUCUAAAUUUGACAGAAACGUUAUAUUGGGACCCCUCUACUAAGAAAUCCUGCUGACACAUUCGUGACGAAAUACUCUCAAAAAUAAAAAAAUUAAUUGAAAGUUCGAUACAAGGGUAAAAUUGGACGUGGAUUGUUGAAAUUGGACGUGGAUUAUUGAAAUUGGACGUGGAUUGUUGAAAUUGGACGUGGAUUGUGUACCUUUGUUGAUGGAUUUUCUAGUGAUAUUAUGUCCCAUUAUCACCUUCAAUCAAAGGGAAUUUCUCGCAAGUAAAGAUAAACUUACAUUAUCCACAUAGACGCGGACGCUUCCUCGAGAUAGCUUUACAUUUGGACAGCGGGUAGAUUAGCAUAUUUGGUUUGAACUUUGAAAUGAUCAACUUAAUUUACAUUUGAACGAAAUUCGUUAGAAGUGUGCUGCACCAGAUCCAACCUGUCCUGGAGCUUGGGCACUUUAAAAUUAUUGAGUUUCUGAGGCUGUUGUCCUGAUAGUUAAGACAGUGUUAAAAUUUUUGUUAAGUAGGAAAGUUUCAGAUUUCUUUGUAUUUGAUUGUCUUUAUUCACAGAGAAACUGCAAUCAGAAUUUAACUAUUGUUUCGUUUUUCCUUUCCGUCAGGUGUGGAGAUGGGAGGUGGGAGUGGGGAAGUAAGCAUCCGCUUCAGACCAACAUUGACUUUUUCACAACGUCACGCAGAUAUUCUGUUUGAAGCAAUGGACAAAGUGGCUUCCCAAAUGCGAUGAUGUUGGAUGUCGUUUACUCUCGAGUGAACCAUACUUCUCUUUGAAAUUUGUUUCAAGUGCAGUGAUUUUUUUGAAGGAAAUUUGUCAACGAACAAAGUUACUUUGAUUUCCGGCAUUUUUUUAAUCUAAAUUAUGUUAUGUCGCAAUGACAUUGUACCGAUGCUAUAUAGAAGCAAGGUUAAAAAUUCUAUUCCAUACCGCACUCUGUUAAAUGGAGGUGAAAACUAUGAUUUCGUGGCCCUUUUGUGUUAUAUUAGGAGGUUACAGACUUGGAAGGUUCAGGAAUACACCCCAGUGGCUACCUAAAUCUAAGUGCACAACUCAGAUUACCAUUCGCAAAUUUCUGACGUGUUUAUUGGCUUUGUAGUAAGUUUUGCGACGUCGUCCUAAAGUCUUAAGGGAUUUUCGUUAUCAGAAGGACAAGCAUGAAUUAAGUGACUUUGAAUUGCUCAAGCAGUAGUUUAGAAGUGGAGAAUGUUCAGCUCUUGGACUGUUUAAACAAUGCAACUGAACUCUCAUUUGAUUAAAUAGGGUAAGUUUCUAAAGAAACUGUGGUGCUGCGUCGGUGGGAGAGUAAAACAGGGUAAUUUAGUAUUAUCAACUGAGUUGAUAGCGUAAUUGACUAAUUGGUUAAGGGGUCUAGCGACUGGUUUGGAUGCGUCCAUCUUUCUUCAUCGCGAGGGUGUUCUCGGAAUCGGUCACCAAGUCGUCUUCGUGUUUCACCAAUGUCUGAGUUUCUGCAAUAAGUGCAAGUUAAGCAGUAGAUGACAAUAGGGAACUUAAGAUCCGAGGACGCCGGAUGUCUACGACGAGGGGGGACUGGGAAGAGGCUGCCGUCGCAAGGCGUGAAAAAUCCUUAAGAGACCAAGUCGAAGGCGGGGGCGGCAUUGUUUAUAUAUUUUCGAUUUUUAUCAUAAAUUACUUCAGUCAUGGCUUCCUUUAGAGAGAUGCGUAGCAUUCUUCUGCAAAGUUUUGAUGAUGGCUGUAUAUCAGAGGACAAGUUCCUCCUUCUUUAUGACGUUAACACAUCCAAAAACCCAGAUUUUCCUUAUGAAAGUUAUAGGAAAUUUGGCCUUAAUGAUAUGGAUGACAGUGAGUGUUUAUACGAGUUUCGUUUUCGUAAGAGUGACCUUCACGUCCUCUCUGAGGCCCUAAAUCUUCCUAACUACUUAAUGUGUCAAGAAGGAACAAUAUGCGAUGGAGUUGAAGGGUUGUGUAUCGCACUUCGAAGGUUUGCAUACUCAUGUAGACUCAGUGAUUCAAUUCGACGAUUCGGCUGCCCAGUUCCAGAGCUAAGUAUGAUUUCCAGCCUUGUGGUGGAUACAGUUUAUCAGGAACACAAUCACAGAAUACCUCAGUGGAAUGAUACACUCCUCAACCCAGCACUUCUAGAAAUGUACGCUCGUGCAAUUCAGCAAAACGGUAGUCCUUUACACAACUGUUUCGGUUUUAUAGACGGAACAGUACGGCCAAUUUGUCGACCUGACCAAAAACAAAGGAUUGUGUACAAUGGACAUAAGCGAGUAUGGUCUAAAAUACCAACCUGUGGCACUACCCAACGGUAUGAUAGCCAACAUGUAUGGCCCAGUAAGUAACUUUAUAAUUGAAGUAAUAAAUCUGUUUGGUUGAAUUUUAAAAUUUCAUGCCAACCAUAAACUACAAUAUCACUUAUGUUGAUCUCAUUUUAGAGGGGAG